Molecule: messenger RNA, 2088 nt
Organism: Pisolithus orientalis
Lineage: Eukaryota; Fungi; Basidiomycota; Agaricomycetes; Boletales; Pisolithaceae
Exons: 6
Coding region: 174-2027 (617 amino acids)
Source: RefSeq, a predicted model, not a curated record
CACCUUACGUCGCUCUCCCGCCGACGACAUUCCGGUUAGAGGACCCCCUUCUGCCCCUAGAUCCUUGCCGGAUACGCGAGGGAGCUCCUCUGUGCCCAUCGCGGCGGAAGUACAACGUACGUAUCUUCCAGACAUCAUGACAGCCGUCCUCAUGCCAACGUCGACCGGCCUCUAUGCACACGUCUAUUAUGCCUGCGUGUUUACCCUCAGGCUCACAUAGGCGGCCGCCAUUGCCUCCCCAGAGUGCCAUCUACCGGGAGGGUUCAAGACAGACUUCGGAUGGUACUAGUCGUCCUGCCCGCACGUCUGCUGGUGACAUGCUGGGUAACUCAAUGCACGAGCGCGGUCCAAGGACUGCUCACACAGAAAACGAUAUCAUGCUUUCCGAUUAUCACUCAUCACAACCCGUGUCAACGCGCGGCCGGACUUCACUACCACCCAAGAAAGAUGACAGUCCUGAUCGUAUUGAACGUGACCCUCCUCACAAUUCUCGCCGUGGCAAGUCUCGAGGGAAAGCCGCGCAGGUUAUUGAUUCCUACGCUCCGAAUGAGUCUUCUAUAUCGCGGGAGCGUGAUUCUGACAGCAUGGAUAUUGAUGACGCUCAGCAUAGGCCUUCUGACCUGACAAGGUACCCUGCGCGGCUGCCACUGGCGGGGGACGAACUCAAAAAUCGCACCGAACGGAACCCAAGGUCCGGGAAGGAAUCGAUUGAGCCUGGGCAACGGAGAGGGCCUCCCUUCCCUGAACAUCCCCACCCCGAGUCUUCCGCUACUGUUCGUUCAGCCCCCGCGAAGGAUGAGGAUGGUCACCAUCCGGUGAGGGAUUGUACAUAUUCUCAAACUAGCACACGCCUUCCACCGACCGCGCCAGGUGUGCGUCUGUCUGGGACGAAUAACAUACCGAUCGGUUCACGAAUCAAGUUCAAUGCUUCGGCCCCGUCGCAGAAUACACGACCCCCUGUUAUUUCUACGAGCAAUGCGGAACCGCUGAGCAACCUUGCACGCUCUGCUGCUAGAGAAGGACUGCGGCCCGCCUCUGAUGUUGAUAUGACUGGUCCGCAGAACGUCGAACAACGACGCCCCCCAACAGCUGCACUUCAGUUAGCAGCUAAUGAGCCGUCUGCCACAUCUCCUAUCGCAUCCACGCGACUUGUGAAGACCAGAUUCGGGCCUCCCAUUAACAGGGACGCUUCUAACGGUACACGCCGAGAUGCCUCCCCGGAGAGCCCCCGAUCAUUUUAUCACCCUCCUGAUGAUGCUUCUCGUGCAACGCCGCCACCUACGUCUAGAGAGUCGUCGAUCUUGCGUAUAGAGAGGCCUGACACCCAGGGUGGUCUGUCUCGGCACGCCGAUACCGGCGCCCACGUUUAUGUCUCCGAUAAAGUGCGCUCCCCUACUACCUUUACCCGUUCCCCCCCUCCACACAUGCCCGAGCAACUUGACGAAGGAGGGGGACGAAUAAACCAAAAACGCGAUGUCCCCGCUCCAACGCUGGCGCAUAGAAGGCGUACAAUGGACACAUAUGUCCCGGAGCGUACCAAAGAGUUUCAAGAUGCCCAGGGGGAUCAUUACGUCGUUCAGCCGCUUCCGACGAUGGACACCACCCGGUUUGGAGAUCGCGCGGAGAGGGGACCUGUCAUGCACCCCGAGCGCGCUCUCCUACUUCAUCAUGGACUUCCACCAAGACCUCAAGUAGACGUACCGCGAUCGCAUUCUGGCAGACCGCCCCGCCGUGACAAAGCCGACAGCCAAACAGAGUCAUCCAGAGGCGGGCGUAGACUACAACCGCCUUUGCAGCUACCUGGCCGUCCAUCCGAAGUUACCCAUGUUAGUCCAGGUCGUGGUGGGUCCCUCUUGGACCGCCUAGCCCCUGGUGGUGGUGAGAGGUCGACAAUCGUGCCUACGAAGAGAGACCGAGAGAUGAUGUCUGGCGGUACGCUGAUAGAUCAUGAUGGUGACGGAUCCGACAACCAGAAGCGUGCCAGGAGGCGGAGCAUGAAGUCAAGGAAAUCUAAAUUUUCUCAAUGAGUUGUUGAUGUGUCGUAGGCGCCACCUUAUCCUUGCAUAUUAUUGUCUUUCUUUUAUCGAC